AUGUAUCAGCUCCUAUCAAUUGCCUCGGUUCCUCUGCUGGCUAGCCUCGUGCAUGGCUAUGCCAACCCCGGAGCAUGCUCGGGUGUUUGUACCACCCACGACCCCGGGUUGAUCCGGAGAGAGUCAGACGGUACAUACUUUCUCUUCUCCACAGGAAACAAAAUCUCCUACGUCUCUGCAUCAUCUAUUGAAGGACCAUGGACCAGUGUUGGUUCUAUGCUUCCGGAUGGAUCGUCCAUCGAUCUGGAUGGCAACGAUGAUCUUUGGGCCCCCGAUGUUUCCUAUGUAGACGGUCUCUAUUAUGUAUACUACGCUGUGUCGACCUUUGGAUCCCAAGACUCCGCAAUUGGACUGGCAACGUCCGAGACGAUGGAAUAUGAUUCUUGGACCGAUCAUGGCUCCACUGGCAUUGCAUCUUCUUCCGCCAAGAUCUACAAUGCAAUCGACCCCAACCUGAUCUACGCUGAUGGCACCUACUACAUCAACUUCGGGUCGUUCUGGGAUGAUCUCUAUCAAGUCCCAAUGAAGUCAACCCCAACAGCAGCUGCCUCAUCCUCCUACAAUCUUGCAUAUGACCCGUCCGGUACUCAUGCAGAGGAGGGUUCAUACAUGUUCCAGUACGGUGACUACUACUACCUCUUUUACUCGGCAGGUAUCUGCUGUGGAUAUGAUACGUCCAUGCCUGCUUCUGGAGAGGAGUAUCAUAUCAAGGUCUGCCGUUCGACUUCGCCGACCGGUGAUUUCGUUGACUCCGAUGGCACGGCAUGCACGGACGGCGGGGGCACGAUGGUUCUCGAAAGCCACGGAGAAGUCUAUGGCCCUGGCGGACAGGGUGUGUAUGAUGAUCCUAACCUGGGUCCGGUUCUCUACUACCACUACAUGAACACCACGAUUGGCUAUGCCGAUUCUGACGCGCAGUUUGGGUGGAACACGAUCGACUUUUCCAGCGGAUGGCCGGUGGUAUAAGCAAAUCGGUCGACGCGAAGAUGGUUGCUGCCUACCAGUGGGUCGGCAAGUUGUAUAUAGGAUUGCUGCUAUUGAUUCGGCCGAAAUAUGUUAUGUAGUUAGUUAGGGAAAUCAUGACCCACAUGAUGCGCAUCCCGUGGAUGCUCUGCCUGAG
Molecule: messenger RNA, 1120 nt
Organism: Aspergillus vadensis CBS 113365
Lineage: Eukaryota; Fungi; Ascomycota; Eurotiomycetes; Eurotiales; Aspergillaceae
Product: arabinan endo-1,5-alpha-L-arabinosidase
Exons: 4
Coding region: 1-966 (321 amino acids)
Biological process (GO): carbohydrate metabolic process
Molecular function (GO): arabinan endo-1,5-alpha-L-arabinosidase activity
Source: RefSeq, a predicted model, not a curated record